UUUCAUAUCACUAUAAAAACAGCAAUGUCCGAUACAUCUCCAAAGUGGGCAAUAAGCAAAGGAAAAUGAAGUCUGUUUCCAUCUUCCUUGUGCUGUUUGUCUUCUUCCUCGUCGUUCUUGAGGCGCCGGAGAAGAUAGAAGCAAAAGACAAGUUCAUAUGUGUGGUUGAGUACGGCGGAGACGUGGGUCCCACGUUCUGUAACCCUAAGUUCUUCCCCACGUUGUGCCGUCAAAACUGCCGGAGCUUCAAAGGUGCAAAAGGCGGUAAAUGCGUGAAGCAACCCAAACACAAAACUAUCAAAUGCUUCUGCGACUACUGUAAAGACGACUAGACUCUACAAGAAAAGUAUCAAACCGCUGGUUUCAGCUUCAAUCGCCAAACGCAACCGCCCCUACCCGCCCUAAGUGUUUGUACUUCCAUAUGAUAUAAAUUUAUGUAUGUGCUUGAUGUAAUAUUGCCUAACAUUUUCAUAUAUUGUCGACAUAAUUUGUUAUGUUUUCAU
Messenger RNA from Arabidopsis lyrata subsp. lyrata, 503 nucleotides. Its product is annotated as defensin-like protein 197. Gene Ontology annotation, biological process: defense response. The coding region runs from base 66 to 332 and encodes 88 amino acids. Lineage: Eukaryota; Viridiplantae; Streptophyta; Magnoliopsida; Brassicales; Brassicaceae. The record is from RefSeq and is a predicted model, not a curated record. The transcript has 2 exons. Gene Ontology annotation, molecular function: sodium channel inhibitor activity. Gene Ontology annotation, cellular component: extracellular region.